AUUCUUGUGUUGGCAGCGCAGAAGUUAAACCCUAUUUUAUUUACCUCUAUUUUUAAAAAUAUGGAUAAAUUCGUAUUCGCACUCUUCCUCCUUGGCGCUUUGUGUUGCUGCAGCAAUGCGGUUCGCUUGGAUAGGUGUGGAAUAACAAGAGCUUUGAGAGCACAAGGAUUCCCUGAGGAUAAAAUGAGCGAUUGGGUUUGCUUAGUGGAGAACGAGAGUGGUGGCAACACAGGAAGGAAGAGUAGGCAGAAUAAGAACGGUUCCUAUGAUUACGGGCUGUUCCAGAUCAAUGACAAAUACUGGUGCAGUGCUUCAAGCACUCCGGGCAAAGACUGCAACGUCACUUGUGCUGACCUCCUUACUGACGACAUCACCAAAGCCUCCCAGUGCGCCAAGAAGGUGUUCAAACGUCACGGGUUCAUGGCUUGGUACGGUUGGCGCAACCACUGCCAGAACAAACCCCUGCCUGACAUCAGCAAAUGUUAAAUCAGCGUGACAAAAAUGACAUUUGAAAUGAAAUUUAAUGCCAUUUGGCCCAAAAUUCUAAUUUCACAUUAAGAUUUAAUCUAAUCGUGCUUUUCCGUAACACACAAACUCGCUUUUUCACCGCGGAAUCCGCAGUGGGAUUUAAAAAAUUAAAAGAACAUAUUUGUAUGUAAUUUGUCACACCUGCGAAUUCUGCGGUGAAGUCAGUUUGUUCUUAUGGAAUAGC
This is a messenger RNA of Chilo suppressalis (striped riceborer), 712 nucleotides long. The record is from the annotation of a GenBank genome assembly. NCBI's taxonomy places the organism in Eukaryota, Metazoa, Arthropoda, Insecta, Lepidoptera, Crambidae.